Messenger RNA from Chelmon rostratus (copperband butterflyfish), 5766 nucleotides. RefSeq names its product apoptotic peptidase activating factor 1 (gene apaf1). The coding region runs from base 176 to 4069 and encodes 1297 amino acids. Gene Ontology annotation, biological process: regulation of apoptotic process; apoptotic signaling pathway. The transcript is spliced from 28 exons. Gene Ontology annotation, molecular function: protein binding; ADP binding. Lineage: Eukaryota; Metazoa; Chordata; Actinopteri; Chaetodontiformes; Chaetodontidae. The record is from RefSeq and is a predicted model, not a curated record. Gene Ontology annotation, cellular component: apoptosome.
UCCCUUUCAAAAUUGGGCGUACUGUCCAACGUUAACAUAUAAAUUAACUACCUUCUUACACAUUGCAUUUCUUAAAACGUGACUUCUCCUGACAACCAUAUACUGUUCAACAAAUAACGUACUCGUUAAAGAAAAGAAGAUAUUCGAUCCUGCAUGGUUGGUGUGUUGCGCAGAGAUGGUGCUGGAGGAACGGGCGCGGAGCUGUCUGCUGCGCUUUCGCCACAGACUGGAGCAGGACAUAAAGCCCUCCUACCUGAUGGACCACAUGAUCAGUGAUGAUGUGCUAACUGUGGAUGAGGAGGAGAGAAUCAGGACCCAGCCCACCAGGAAGGAUCAGGCUGUGGCCCUGCUGGAGCUGCUGCUGAGGAAGGACAACCGUGCCUACAUCUCCUUCUACAAUGCCUUGGUCAAGGAGACGUACAAUGAUUUGGCCAGUCUGCUUCACGUUGACCUACCGUGCAUAUCGACUGAUGCACAUAAAAGCUCCUCUGACGACUGCACGCCUUAUGUCCAGGCAGUGCUCAGUGAAGGCGGCGUACCACAGAGGCCCGUGGUGUUUGUCAACAGACCAGAACUUGUAAACCGGGUCAGGGAGAAACUCUACUGGCUACAGAAGGAGCCUGGCUGGGUUACCGUGUUUGGCAUGGCUGGCUCAGGCAAAUCCGUCCUGGCUGCCGAGGCUGUCAGACACCACGGGCUCAUUGAAGAGUGCUUCCCCGGAGGGAUCCACUGGCUGUCCAUCGGGCAGCUGGACAAACCAGACUUAUUGGUUAAGAUCCAGUCGUUGUGCUUCCGGCUGGAGCAGAGCCUGGAUUCCCAUUCCCUCCAUCGGCCCCCCAACUCUCUGGACGAGGCCAAAGAGCGUCUGCGCUUCCUCAUGCUGCGCAGAUAUCCGAGAGCACUGCUGAUUCUCGAUGACAUCUGGGACAGCACAGUUCUGAAGGUGUUUGAUAUUCACUGUCGGAUACUUUUGACCACCAGAAAUAGAAGCCUUACUGAUUCUGUUAGUGGUGCUAAAUAUGAGGUGGAAUUGGAGAGUGGUCUGGAUGAAAACAAGGGACUGGAGAUCCUCGCUCUGUACACUAAAACUAAUACUCACGCACUUCCUGAGGAGGCUCGCAGCAUCGUCAGAGAAUGUAAAGGCUCCCCUCUGGUAGUGUCUCUGAUCGGGGCUCUACUCAAAGAAAAACCCAACCGUUGGCGUUACUACCUCCGGCAGCUGCAGCAGAAGCAGUUCAAGCGUAUAAGGAAGUCAUCGUCGUACGACUACGACGCUCUCGAUCAAGCCAUGGCUGCCAGCAUUGAAGUCCUACCUGACGAGCAUCGAGAGUUCUACAAGGACCUUACUGUGCUGGAGAAAGACAUCAAAAUCCCUGCAAAGGUGCUGUCUGUUCUGUGGGACUUGGAGCCGGAGGAGGUGGAGGACAUUCUCGAGGACUUUGUCAACAAGUCUCUGCUUUUUGUGGACAGUCAUAAUAAACCCUACCUGUACUACCUCCAUGACCUCCAGCUGGACUUCCUGGUGGAGCAGAAUCGUACCCAGCUGGAGAGCCUUCAUUCUAAGGUGGUGCAUCAGUACCAGCAGCACUACAGAGACGCUCCUCCCACCUCAGGAGAUGAGGAAUGUCUAUACUGGAUCAGAUUCCUGACCUAUCACAUGGCCAGAGCCAACCUUUCGCAGGAGCUGUACUCGCUCAUGUUUUCUCUGGACUGGGUCAGCAUCAAGGCCCAGAUAAUGGGCCCAGCUCACCUCAUCAAUGACUAUGUGGAAUAUGGACCUAUUCUGGACAAAGAGAACAGUGAAGUGCGCAGUCAGUUCCAGGAGUUUCUGUCUCUGAACGGCCACCAGCUGGAGCAGCGUCCUUUCCCCGACGUGGUGCAGCUUGCUCUGUCUCAGCCACAGACGUCGGAGGUCUACAGACAGGCUCUGCUGCAGGCGCAGGAGCGGGCCAGGGCAGGGAAGCUCUACUUCAACUCGCUGAAUAAGUGCAGUGUAGAAAGUCUGUCCCGUCUGGUGAUCCAACCCCACCAGGGCUCCAUCUACUCCGCCUGCUUCUCCCACGAUGGAACCAAGAUCGCGUCCUGUGGAGCCAGCAAGACACUCAAGGUGUUCAAAAGCACCUCAGGUGAGAAGCUCACAGAGAUCCAGGCCCACGAUGACGAGGUGCUGUGCUGUGCCUUCUCCCCUGACGACCGUCUCCUAGCAACCUGCUCUAGUGACAGGAAAGUCAAGGUGUGGAAUGUGGAGCGAGCCAUGCUGUUGAGGGUCUUUGAGGAUGAGCAUGAGGAGCAGGUCAACCACUGUGAGUUUACCAACACAACACGACGCCUCCUGCUGGCCACCUGCUCCAACGACAAGCUCUUGAACGUCAAGUUAUGGAACCUCAACAAGCCAUCCUCCCAGAACACCAUGUUUGGCCACUUUGAGCCAGUCAACCACUGCUGUUUCUCCCCUGAUGACAGCUAUGUGUCCACUUCCUCCAACGACGGCACCAUAAAGCUGUUUCAGGUGUCGUCCGCCAACGAGUGGAAGACAAUCGACGUGAGAAACGAGUUCGCAGAGGGCGAUGAAGAGGUCCUCGUCAAGUGCAGCACCUGGACGGCUGACGGCAAACGCAUCAUAUGUGCAGCCAGGAAUGCUGUUCUGGUGUUUGAUGUGGAGACAUCGGACAUGUUGUUGGAAAUCCGAACGAAUCGUCUGAGCACGGUGCAGUACUGUCACGCCUGUCCCACCAGUAACCUGCUGGCUAUCGCCUUCUCAAAUUACGCUGUGGAGCUGUGGGACUUGGAGGCUAAUAAGAAGAUGGCUGACUGCAGUGGUCACCUGAGCUGGGUCCAGCGUGUCCAGUUCUCUCCUGACGGCUCACAGCUGCUCUCCUGCUCUUAUGACCAGACUGUCAGGUUAUGGGAGACAAAGAAGGUGCACACCUCCUCAGCCGUCUGCCUGAAACGAGACUCUGAUGUUCUCUUCAAUGAUGAAGAAAUCUUAUUGUCAGCUGCAGACAACUGCAACAGACUGCAGGUUCGGGAUGGCAGGACAGGAUCGGUGCUGUUCCAGUCGGAGGAGAAGCCGUCCAGGGUCCGGUGUACGUGUUUGUGCAGGGAGCCCCGUGCUGUGGUCCUGGGCCAGGAAGAUGGCACCGUACAGGCAGCAGGGAUGAAGGCUAGUCAGGUACUGAGGACGGUUUGCUGCAGGAUCCGACGAUUGCUGACCUCCUUCAGAGGGUUGAUGGUGGCUGUAGGGCUAUUCACAGGCAGCGUGCAGGUGCUGGAGGUGCCCUCUGGGAAGCUCUUAGCCACUUUGCUGGGGCACACAAAGACGGUGCUGCACUGCCAAUUCAGCCAGAAUGGCCAAACACUUAUCACAUCCUCCGAGGACACCACCAUAAGGGUGUGGAGGUGGCAGUCUGGGGAGUGUAAAGUGCUGCAGGGUCACAAGGAACAAGUCAGAUGCUUCUCGCUGCUCUCCGACUCGCCCGCCGACGCGAGACUGCUGUCCUGGUCCUUCGACGGCACUGUCAAGAUGUGGGACCUAGAAAGUGGCGAGAAGCUGCAGGACAUCGAGGCUCAUCGGGGAGCCAUUCUGUCCUGUCAUGUCUCGCCAGACGGAUGCCUCUUCGCCACCACCUCUGCUGACAAGACUGUUAAGCUGUGGCACUGCGAGUCCUGGCGCUGUGUCCACACACUGAGCGGCCACCAAGACUGUGUCCGAAGCUGCCGAUUCUCCUGGGACAGCCGACGCCUCGCAACAGGAGAUGACAAUGGAGAGAUUCGGCUCUGGAGUGUCAAGGACGGCUCUUUGAUGAAGAUUUGCUCCCGGGACGGUAAAGACGGCAUGGACUCACUGCACGGAGGCUGGGUGACUGACCUGCACUUCUCCCCAGACAACUCUCUUCUGGUCUCGACUGGCGGCUACAUCAAGUGGUGGGACGUGGAGAAAGGCGAGGCCCUGCAGACCUUCUAUCCGACGGGAACCGCCUUGAAGAGGGUCCACGUCUCGUCCGACUUCUCCACCUUCGUCACCAUUGACAACAUCGGCAUCCUCUACAUCCUGCAGAGGGUGGUGUGACGUUGCGAACACUGCUCCAAAAACAGAUUGCCGUGAUGUAAGCACACACUACAUUUUUCUCGCAAAAGAUUAGGUGUUGCAGACUGCAUAUAGAAGUAGGCAUGUCUUGUUGCAUUAAGGACUCUGGCAGAAGGCUGAACUGCAAGCUGCAGCAUCCCAUAACCACACACCUUUCAGAUAAGUUUACAUUUCCACUCACUCUGUCCACAUUCAGGCUGACACUAGCCAACAGCACCACAGUGGAACAUUACAGAUGUUCACUUUCAGGUCUGUGGGGUCAAAUGUCUGAUGCCCUGUGGAAGCUCAAAUAGUCCAAAGAGUCCUGCUCCAAUCUGCCUGUUUCACACCUAAAGACAGACGAUGCCAAUCCAUGUUUUUCUGGAUAAAACACGCAGAAUUUCAAGAAAAGAUGCAUUAAAAGCAGCAGAUUAAACCUAAAAAAAGAAAACAGCGUUUGUGACGAUCAGGUCUUCUCAGCAGAUCUUUUGAAUCAUUAAUACCUAAUAAAUAGAUCAAUAUAAAUAGAUCUUGCACAAGCUCAAAUGUGAAUAGUGGAUUUUAACCUGUGUUGCGUUAGUGCUGAACAUCAUUGCAUGUGGUGUGAGACGUUUUCCAAUUCUGCUGUAUGUGAUUAGUAUAAGCUAUCCUGCACGUCAUGAAGUGCGUUUGACUCAUCCAUGCUGUGACGGUUUUUGAACUUUAAUUUUACAUGUUUGCGGUUGAGGGUAAAACUGCGUCUGGUGGAAACCUGUUCGUUAGUAUUAACAGUUCUGAGCCUUUUAUUUACACUGCAGCCUUAGUCUGAAUGAAUACUGUAGGUACCAGAGGGCAUGUGUGUUUAGUGUACUUGGGUUUCUCAAUCCACCAGCAUAGAUAGAACUUGGGGUGCACUUUGAUAAGCAUUAAAAAUUAACAGUUUCAGAUUAAGUUUUAAUGAUUAAGCAUUUAAAAUUGAAUCCAAAAACUUUUGAAAGCCUGUGGGGUCUGUUUGUACAUCCGAACUAUUUGUACUUUUGAACUCAGAUCAAAGGUAAAUGUUUUCUACAAAAAAAAUGCAAAUGUGAUUUCUAAUUUAUUUCCGCUUGCUUAUGUUAAACGGUGCUUUUUGUGCUUUAUUAAAUGCAACUUUUUUGAUUUUGUAUUAGUUCUUUUUAACUCUAUCUGCCACUUUUUACAUACAUUUAUAUCUGCAUGUUGUUGAACAACUGAGCCUUUUCCUGUUCUGAGCACUUUGAAGCAGGAGUUACAAUCUUUCAUGAAGCUUUUGCUAAUGUCGCUUUGUUGAGAGACAUGAAAAUGGAUCCUUACUUUGAUUUGACAACACAGAUGAGCUCUUAUUCCCUAAGUGUGUGACAGAGCGGCAAGCGUCCCUUCACAUGCUGUAAUCUAUUCACUGCGGCUGGUACGAUACAGACUCCAGGUCCAGCAGGAGUAAUAAGCACAUAAAGAGAAUAAAUGAAUAAAAGUGAGGAUGCAUUUCAACAUAUCUGAUCAACAAUGUUGUCAUUUUCACAUUGUGCUCUUUGCGAUUGGUGCUUUCAUGUUGGCACAAAUUCAAUCAACAGAUUUCCUUCCAGCGAGGAGGUCUCUGUCUAAUAAAAUUGCAGAAAUAUUGGCGUGUGCUCAGGAGGUAUUGAUACUGUCAUACGGUGUGGUGCAAUGUGAGUGUCAUUUAUAAAGGAUUAAAUUUCACACGC